Molecule: messenger RNA, 1282 nt
Organism: Anthonomus grandis grandis
Lineage: Eukaryota; Metazoa; Arthropoda; Insecta; Coleoptera; Curculionidae
Product: alpha-methylacyl-CoA racemase
Exons: 3
Coding region: 104-1243 (379 amino acids)
Biological process (GO): bile acid metabolic process
Cellular component (GO): mitochondrion
Molecular function (GO): alpha-methylacyl-CoA racemase activity
Source: RefSeq, a predicted model, not a curated record
CAUCAAAACAAUGUAAAUGCAGUGACGAUAAUGACUUUUAGUCCUAAAACGAUUGCACUAUAAAUUAGUGUUUUUUUGAGUGCAUCAAUAGCUUUUUUUAUAUAUGGCAUUAAAAGGAAUCAAAGUGAUCGAGUUUGCUGGGUUGGCCCCAGGCCCAUUUUGCGGUAUGGUGUUGGCGGAUUUUGGGGCUUCUGUGAUAAAAAUUGACAGGGCCGGAGGCAUGGAAGAAUACGACAGUCUUUCGAAUGGAAAACGAUCACUCUGCGUGGACCUAAAAUCUCCAGAAGCAAUAACCAUCCUGAAAAAGUUAAUCCAGAAAUCCGACGUUACCCUGGAACCAUAUAGGGCCGGCGUCAUGGAAAAACUGGGACUCGGACCCCAAAUAUUAAUGCAAGAAAACCCCAGGCUUAUCUACGCCAGGUUAACCGGUUAUGGUCAAUCUGGACCGUAUUCGCAAAAGGGGGGACAUGAUAUCAAUUAUCUCGCUUUGUCAGGGCUGCUGUCGCUGUUUGGUAGAAAAGGGGAAAACCCCAUUUUCCCGGUUAAUUUGGCGGCUGACUUUGGUGGAGGAGGACUAAUGUGUGCUUUAGGAAUUCUUUUGGCACUGUUUGAACGUGAACGGACUGGCCGAGGGCAAAUCGUAGAUGCGAACAUGGUACACGGUUCCUCCUACCUCGGAAGUUUCCUCUAUCGAUCUCAAAACAUGCCCCUAAUAUGGGGCAAUCCGAGAGGCGAGAAUCUACUCGAUUCGGGAGCUCCGUUUUACGAAGUUUAUAAAACUAAAGAUGACAAAUUUAUGGCUGUCGGUGCUAUAGAACGGAAAUUUUACAAAGAUUUGUUGUUAGGGUUGGGUGUGAGCGAAGAUGACGCGCCUCAGUGGGACUUCGGAGACAGAAUCAAGGAGUUGUUCAAAGUGAAAUUUUUAGCAAAAACCCGACAAGAGUGGUGCCAAGUGUUUGAGAAACUUGACGCGUGCGUAAUGCCCGUUUUGGACCUAAACGAGGCGCCUGAGCAUGAAUUUAAUAAAACCAACGGGCAUUUUAUAAAGGUCGGUGACAUUUAUGCACCAAAGCCGGCACCGAAAUUGAGUAGAACUCCCGGGCAAUCGACGGCCGAUUUAAAAAGACCGAAUGCGGGUGAACACACUGUUGAAAUUCUCGAAGAAAUCGGGUAUGGGGGUAGCGAUAUCGAUAAGUUAAUACAAGACGGAGUAGCUUAUACCGAACAUAAAGCAAAAUUGUAAUACGAUUAGGGAGCAAGGAAAUAUAUUUUAUUAAAUGAA